This is a messenger RNA of Brugia malayi, 2964 nucleotides long. RefSeq lists its product as uncharacterized. Gene Ontology annotation, biological process: receptor guanylyl cyclase signaling pathway; intracellular signal transduction; cGMP biosynthetic process. Bases 1 to 2964 code for a protein of 987 amino acids. The record is from RefSeq and is a predicted model, not a curated record. The transcript is spliced from 23 exons. Gene Ontology annotation, molecular function: peptide receptor activity; protein kinase activity; ATP binding. NCBI's taxonomy places the organism in Eukaryota, Metazoa, Nematoda, Chromadorea, Rhabditida, Onchocercidae.
AUGGGUUGUUUCAAGAAUAAGUACAAAAGCAAUGAUGCUGCUAUUAUCGCAGAAAUGUAUUACAAAAAUAAUCUUCAAAUGCUUUUUGGACCAGCUUGUGACAGUGACUUAAAUAUUGUUGGAAGGCUAACAAAAGAGUGGAAUAUUUUACAGUUCAGUUUUGGCAAUGAACAUUUCGACAAUGAUCACAGUUCCGUUGUGCAGACAUCAACUAUUUCAACAUUGAAUGCCGCAUUCAAUUUGGUUGCAUUUUUUAAAAUAAUGAGUUGGGAUAAGGUAGUAUUAAUUUGGUCAGUGAUAGCAUUUGAUGACGAAUAUACCACCAAACUGAAAAUUGCAAAUAUUCGGACGGUGUUCAAAUUAAACGGUAUUUCUCUACUAAACGAUAUUCAUGUAAAUACAUCGGAUACAACUCGAUCACUAGUGGAUGUUUUAAUGGAAAUCAAAAACACUUCCAGAAUUUGGAUUCCUAUAUUUGGAUAUUAUCUUCAUGACUAUAUAGAAUUUUUGGCAGCUGUAAAACAACUUAGCCUUGAUCCAACUGUUUAUGUUACUGUGCUUUUGGAUUUCGUCCUUGUCAACAAUUAUUAUUCAUCACACAAUUUAUCAAUUAUAAGGCGCAACAUUCCAGCUGAUGCCAAUGAUCUAACAAUUAUAUUAUACACUCAGCUCUAUGAAUCAGGAUGGUUAUAUUCCACAAUCCUUCGGAAUACUUUACAAACAUCGCAAAAUUUCAGUCAAUUUAAAGGAUUAGAAUCACUAAUUGACACCGUUAAAAGCAGUCAUUUCUUGGGACCAUUUGGCACAAUAUGGUUAAACCAAUAUACAGUUCGGCUGACUCCAUUUCAAGUUAAAUAUGUUGAGGUAUUUCAAGAAGAACCAGUUGGCAUCGCCGAUUUAUUUCUGACACAGGAAUGUGACCAGGACAAGAUUAGAAAAAAAGGAGCUAGUCGACGCUGUAUUACCUUGACUGGUAAAAUAACCAAUUAUAAUACAACUAUAACAAAGCAUUUUCCAGUGGAUAUGCCUCUAUGCGGUUUUGAAGGAGAGAUGUGCGAUUAUACGGGAUCUAUGUUGAAAAUCUCUCUAAUGAUAACGGCAUUUUUUUUGUUAUCUUGCGCCUUUUUCGUUUAUCGGAAAUCAAAAAGUGGUGAAACAUCACAAAUGCCAUGGGCGAUCCCUUAUCAGCUCCUCAAAUUUGUUAAUAUCGAGGCAUCUUCGAUGAUGUCCGUGCAAAGUCUACAGCAGCAAAUGGAGUCAAAGAUAAAAUUGAAAGAUUUGUUGCGUUCACGAGAGUUUGCUAUGACCGAAUUUGGAGCAGUGAUUGUAGAGCCGUAUGCACUCAAAGCGGGGCUUUUUUUCGAUAAUUCCGAUGUAGCACUUCUUCAUCAGAUGAAACAACUGGUACAUGAUAAUAUCAAUCAAUUUGUUGGGAUAUGCUUAGACAAACGGACUGAAUUUUAUGCAAUUUGGAAUCACUGUUUUCGUGGAACAUUAGCUGACUUGAUGUUUUUUAAUGCUACUACUAGUGCAAAAAAUAAGUUAAGCAGUGAUAACGAGAUUGGUCCAGCAUUUCAAGAAAAUUUUAAGCGAGCAUUUGUUCGUGAUAUUAUUCGGGGUCUGGAAUUUUUGCAUUCCUCGACAAUUGGUUAUCAUGGUUCACUAACUCCGUCACAAUGCCUCAUCGACAGUCGCUGGAUCCUGAAACUCUCUGGAUUUGGUCUGUCGAAAUUACUGUAUAAAUGGAGAAUAAAGGGCUCUAUAAGUGCUAAAAACGGAAUGUGGUUAAUUUCAAAUUCAGAUUUACACUAUUAUUCGCCAGAAAUGCGUCGCUUCCUCAAAAAUAUGAGUAAGGGUUCGAUAACAUUCAACGCUAAGCAAGCACGGGCUGCUGAUAUAUAUGCAUUUGGAAUUAUAUUAUAUGAAAUUGUCUUUCACAGGAAGUUGAUCAUACUCGAUGAUAAUCAUUAUGAUAUCGAAACAGUGAAUGAAGAUACUUUAAGCAUUUUUUGUGAGUCAGUUGAAGCGCUUAUUCCGCCUUAUCCAUCUAUCCCGGGAAACAUUGAAGUACAUCCGGACCUGCUUGGGCUAAUGCACAAAUGCUGGUCUGGAAUUAUUGAUCAGCGUCCUGAAGCCACACUAGCACGCAAAAUUACUGAUGCUACAUUAAAAAUAUCGGGCAGUUUAGUCGAUCAGAUGAUCAAAAAUCUCGAGCAGUAUACGAACAAUUUGGAGAAAUUGGUGAAGGAACGGACGCAGCAAUUAGAAGAAGCGCAAGAGCACGCGGAACGUUUGCUUCUUGAACUAUUACCUAAAUCAGUGGCUGAUGAGCUGAAAGUAAGUCGUCGGGUCGAUCCGAAGAAUUACAAGUCAGCAACAGUGAUGUAUUCAGAUGUUGUCGGUUUCACAUCGCUUUGCAGUGAUAGUUUACCGAUGGAAGUGGUGACACUGUUGAGCGGUGUUUUUCAAAAGUUUGAUAUAAUUAUAUCGCAGCACCAAUGCUAUAAGGUGGAAACAAUUGGAGAUGCAUAUAUGGUGACAUCUGGAGUACCAAUUACUAGUCGACAUAACCACGUUCGAGAUAUUGCUUCUGUUGCAAUUAUAAUGAGAGAUUUCCUAUCCGAAUAUGAAAUACCGCAUAGACCAGGACAAAAGCUGCAUUGUCGCUGGGGUUUCAACACAGGGCCUGUGUUCGCUGGAGUUGUUGGUUUAAAUGCACCGAGAUACUGUGUUUUUGGCCAGACGGUGACAUUGGCAGCAAAAAUGGAAAAUAGUGGUUUGCCGGAUAAAAUCCAGAUCAGUUUGAAAAGUUAUCAACUUCUGACAGCUCGAUAUCCGGAAUUUAAAUGCUCACCGCGAGGAGGAGUUCGAAUUGAUGGAAUCGGCACAUUGCUCACUUAUUGGUUGGACGAUUGUGAAGAACUGCUGGCAUCGAGUCGCUCAGUGAUUGGAAGUGACCGUUAG